AAAUACAAUACACACUUCACAAAUAAAAUGUAUAUUUGUCAAUGUAUAUAAACACGAAACAAUAUUACUAAAAAUAUUGUAUUUGAGUCAGUAUUAUUUACUCGAUUAUUGUACAAGAUGAAAGCCGUAAUUUUUGUAACAUUAUUUGCGCUAAUUGGAUUGGUUCAGCCAACUUAUAUUCCUGAAGAUGACAAAUCAUUGGAAAUUCCAAUAGCAUGCGAGGCUUGUGUAGCGUUUGCAAAAAUAAUCGAGGGAUUGGUUGAGAAGGAGGUCCCAAAGGAAACUGUAGAAAAAGAAGCAGAAAAGCUAUGUGAGCUACUUAGUGGUUCCCUAAAGCAAUUUUGUGAAGAUCAUCUAGUGAGUGUGGUUGAUGUUAUAUACGAUGCCAUUUCCAAAUCUUCACCACUUUUAGUUUGUACUGCUUUACAGUUUUGUUUAUAAAUGUUUAUUAUAUUUAA
This is a messenger RNA of Diabrotica virgifera virgifera (western corn rootworm), 458 nucleotides long. RefSeq lists its product as uncharacterized. The record is from RefSeq and is a predicted model, not a curated record. Bases 118 to 441 code for a protein of 107 amino acids. The transcript has 4 exons. NCBI's taxonomy places the organism in Eukaryota, Metazoa, Arthropoda, Insecta, Coleoptera, Chrysomelidae.